AGAGAGAGAGAGAGAGAGAGAGAGAAAGAAAGACAGGCAGAAAAGAGAAAGAGAGAAAAAGACAGACGGAGAAAGGGAGAAGCAAGAACGGAAGACGAAACGGAAUCGCUGAGAGGGACGGGACUAUUCGAGCCCGAGUAAACUCGCGCACGUCGUCGCCGAUAGCUUUUCCUCCGCUCAUCGAUGCGAGCCACGACGUGAGAAUCGUCGGACGAGCGACGGCGCGACAACGGACUCCGUCGCCGACGGAUCGCGAGAAAGCGCCGAGCGUCUGGCGUGUACGAGACCACCACAUCGGGAGUCUCGCUGCUCACCGAGCCGAGAGAAAGACGAGAAGAGAGGGAACACAGAAGCAGCGAGAGACGAAGGAGUGGAGUCGAGUCCGACGGAGAGAGUGUGCCAAAGAGAAAAAUCGCCGAUAGAGAGACAAUAACAACGUGGGAGAGAGAAACAGAGAGAAGGAGCCGUUGGUGCCUGUUGGUUCGUUGAUUCAUUCGUUCAUACGUAUGUACAUUCGUUCGCUCGCUCGUUCGUUCGUUGUUGAUUCAACGUGAUACUUAGCACCGACGACGCGAAUCAGUGUUCUCGAGCGCGCCGAGUCUCGCGACAUCCCCAUAUAUCCGGCGACGAGGAAAGGAGGAGAAGGAGAGAAGGAAGAGGAGGAGGAGGAGCACGAGCAACAGCAGUAGUCCGGAAAGUUUUGUUUUGAUCGGCGGAGUCGCGCGGUCCCGCGAUCUCAUUUCCCAUCUCUCUCACCCCGUGCCUCUCGGUGCACGACCACCACGAGCGGCCGCGGGGGUGCCGCCGUCGUAUCGGUGCUGGGGAGAUAUCGAUCGCGCGCGCGGGACCAUUGACGUCGUUCGCCAGCGUUCUGGAGAACGGCUGAACGCGGAAAGGGAGCAAGCGAGAAAGAGGAGACAGACAGAAAGAGAGGCGGCGAGCGACGACGACGGUACUCCCAUCGCCGGCGACCCGGCGCUCGCUAACAACAGCAGCAGCGGUAGCAGCGAGUCUUCGUCACCGUCGUCGUCGUCGUCCUUCAGCAGCGGUGCGCGCGCGCGCGUGCGCGUUCACGCGGCGUGUCCUCGAGUGCGAUCGCGAUCGCGAUUUGGCGCGGCGCGGUGCGGUGCGGUGCGACGCGGCGCGGCGUGUCGCGUCGCGGCGCCGAUCCCGAGGAUCGCCCGCUCGCUCGGCCUCGCUCCCGUUGACGCUUUCGCGCACGAGGAGAUCGAUCGAUACGCGCUGCCUCGGCAGGAACUCGGCCGGCCGACCCGACGUCGUCGACAUGCCCCGUUGAUGAUCCAGCAGGCUGCCCGGCUGCGAGAUCCGUGUUCUUAAUAUUCCAUCCAGCGAUUUUGAAGACUUGUCUCUUAUCCAAGACGUGGUGCAACAAUGGGUCGAAAGAAGAUACAGAUUUCACGUAUCACGGACGAACGGAACCGUCAGGUGACCUUUAACAAGAGGAAAUUCGGCGUGAUGAAGAAGGCUUACGAACUGUCGGUGCUGUGCGACUGCGAGAUUGCGCUGAUUAUCUUCAGUUCGAGCAACAAGCUGUACCAGUAUGCGAGCACCGACAUGGACAAGGUUCUCCUCAAGUACACCGAGUACAACGAACCCCACGAGUCCCUCACCAACAAGAAUAUCAUCGAGGCGCUCAACAAGAAGGAACAUAAGGGUGCCAUGUCUCCGGAGAGUCCGGAACCCGAUGCGAUCGAAUACAAUCUUACUCCGCGCACCGAAGCCAAAUACACGAAGAUCGACGAAGAAUUUCAGAUGAUGAUGCAGAGGCACCAGCACAAUGGCAGCAGGACAAUGGGACAAUCGAAUUACACGCUACCAGUAUCCGUACCAGUCAACAGUUAUGGCGAAUCUCUCCUUGGAUCUAGUCCGCAGAUGGCACACACCAGCAUUUCUCCACGUCCAUCAUCGUCUGAAACGGAUUCAGUGUAUCCUCCGGGCGGAAUGCUGGAGAUGAGCAACGGCUAUCCUCCGUCAGCGUCACCUUUGGGUGGCUCGCCUAGUCCAGGACCGUCGCCUGCGCUCGGAGUCGGCGGGGGUAGUGCGAAUAAAGGCAGCAAUCAAUCUAGGCAUUCGCCGCAACCUCCACCGCCACCACCGCCGCCUCAUCCUCACAGGGCUAAUCUCCGAGUGGUCAUACCGACGCCGCUCGCUCAACCUCUCUCUGAAGACACUAAUUACGAUAAUGCCCAUACGCAGUCCGCGUUGAACACACCGGUAGUAGCGUUACAAACACCUACAGUACCAGCUGGAUACUCUAGUUUCGGACCAACAGAUUACUCCUCGGAUCUCGGAAACCUUACAUGGUCUCAUCAGAGGUACGUUGAUGACUUAUCAAUGUAUUCGGCAGCCACCAUGUCCAGCAUCAGCGGUCUUCCUCAUCUAGCUGUAUCGAGCAGUACACCACCACCGUCUACGUCGCCUUUACCUGUAAAAAUAAAGAGUGAACCGAUUAGUCCACCCAGAGACCCACACGGCGGUAACAGUGGGUCCAACGGGGGACCCAGCAAUGCUAGCAAUCUACAUCACACGAACCUGAAUGUCGGCCCUUCAUCAAGCACCGGUGGUCCGCCGCCGCAUCACGUAUCCCAUCCGGGCCCUCAGACACUGAACUUAGUAUCAAGCAGACCAAGCAGCAAUCCACCUCCGUCCCACUCGGGAAGUAUAACGCCGACAAAUCUACCGUCGCCGGGAAGUGGUGCGGUCGGUGAUAUUAGAACGAACCAUUCUAGCGGUGGCGGUAACGGAGGGAACAGUUCAGACUAUGAGAACGGGCCGCUCAUGAAGCGCUCGAGAAUCACGGAGGGUUGGGCGACUUAAUGUCGAUCGAAUUGUUGCACUCAGUUGUUUCAUACCUCGACGUACAACGGCGCAUAGUGCUUGUGUGAGUUCCAGUAUGUUAAAACAAACUCAUUUUAACGUCUUUGAGACACAUGUAUCUCGUACUUCGUACCGCGAUGAAAACGUUCAGCUGUGGCGGCCCCAUGUCUGUUCUUCGUCGCCGUAGCUGGCGGAGUGGGAGAAAAUCUGUUUAUAUUUUGAAGCUGACACAGAAUAUACAUUUAUUUGAAGAAAAAAAAAAAUACGGUGCCAUAAUGUUGAAACUUUAUAUAUAUAUAUUAUAUAUAUAUGAUAGAUACACAUAUAUAUAUAUUUUCAUGUAUAUAAAAUAUAAAGUGUUGUUUGUAUAUAUGUCAUAAAUUCGUAAUAACUUUCGCGAUAUGGCAUUGUGUCCUUGAUGCUUGGAAAAGAUUCACGCGAAAGAAAACAGUAUGUUAGAGAAUAACAUAGUUCCCAAUCGUGAAAUUUCUGAAAGUGUACUAAUACCGAGUCUAAAGAGCUUGUGAAGAAACCAGCACACAUACGUCACACACACACACAUACACAUACACAUACACCCGCUUUUUAGACGAUUCGCAAUUCACGAUAGAAACCGGAGCACAAUUCUGUCUGUGAUUUUACAUGUUGCUCGAUAAACAGCAAAUUGAGUGUUUUUUUCCACGAAUGGCAGAGUUGUGUCCCGUCUUACGUCGCGAAUUGUACGUCACCCGAGGGGUGGGUUUCAGAUUCAUAAAGACCAGAAUUUACCAUCACAAUUCGUUGUUGUUUUGUAUGGUAUAGUAGUCAGAUAUAAUGCCAUAAUCCGUUAAUAUGACCUCACGCUAAAAGUAGUAUACUUUGUCCGAAAGCUUCGUUAUCGCGCUAUACGAAAACGUAUUCCGUUAAAAAGUAACAAUAAUUUAUCUUUCAGUGAUCAGUUCAUUUGGCAGAAUGCUGAUUUCCUUUUUUUCUUUUUGUUAGUUACAUUCUUCCUCUUACUUUUUCGCUCUCUCUUUCUCUUUUUUUCUGUAUAUAUUUGAACGCAAAAUUUAUAUUGAUAAAAAUUCCACAUUAACAUUUAAUAUUUUUAUAUUGUCAAAUUAACCAAACAACUUUACAAUCAUAGUGAGUCUAUUAACGGUCUAUAUUCGACAAACAUGCGAAAAUCGGCUGCUGUACUCAAAAUAUUCAUGAUAUUCUAUAGAACAAGAUUCGAAAUUAAUAUAUUGAGUUAUGAAGGUAAAUAUGAGAUAGAUAGAUAGAUAGGCAUAUUAUAUAGUGUUGAUUAAUAAAAAAAAAGAUAUACACAUGGACGCGCAUAUAGAUAUAUACAUAUAUAUAUACACGUUAUAUACAUUUUCCACAAGUAUUUUGCACAUUUGAUAACGAGAAAAAUUACGGAGGAAGAAAGCUCGAGAACUUUGCAACCCUUGAAGCCUAAAAACGCGUAACGGGAGUUUACAUACCACUGAUAUAAUGCCGUAUACUAAAAAAAAUUGUGAUUAAACGAAACUUAUCGUAAGAGAAGGAUCGAGAGUGAUAUUAAUAUUAACUUUUAAUCGUAAACUUUCGGUGAAACCAAAAUUAUAUCUAAACGUACUUCUUCGCGCAUUGCAAUCACGAUCUGCCAAUCAUAAUCAGUUGUGCGUAAUUUGUAGCCUCUUUUUAAUGCAACACUAAGAAAACUUCCAGAAUUUGGGACUAUAUAUAGAAAAAAAAAUGAAAUCUAAGAAAAUUCUUCGUCGCAGAGGUUCAUUCUGUGAUAUAUAAGAGAUUAUUAUAGAAAAGAAAGAAAGAAUAUUAUAUUCUUUCCGAUAUCAGAUACGCGAAGAUCGUUUCCGGGCAACAAUUUGUGUAUAAAUGUAAAAUAAAAAAAAAUAGUACUUGGCAAAACAGGGUUGCAAUUGUACGAUGUAGAAUUACCUUCUUCCUGGAAUUAGUGAGGUGAAAAUGUGUCAAGAUGGUUUCAAUGUAUGUUUUACAAUCUCAGGAUGUAUCCUGGUGAGAAUCGCUCUCAAGCGUUGUAUUUGAUAAAUUAUUGUAAUUAACGUACUAAUGGAGAAUAUGCAGGUAUAUGAAUGAAUAGUGCCUGGCACCAUUUGUGGCCCUCCUGUUAGGAUGCUUUCCCAAAUCGUGUAUGCAGUACAAUUUGUUAAUAAAGUCUUGAAAAUAAUAAUUUAAUUAAGCGAUAUAUAUAUACGAGAAACGAUAUAUGAUGUUGUAAGCUUUAUAAUGUGACUUUUUGACAAGUAGUAUGGGAAGGCAACCUCUAUUAUAAUUGUAAUCGAAGAUUGUACGGUGAGGUGAAACCCUCGACAUUCAGUUUCUUUAUUGACGCAUAAUUAGAGAAGUUUCAUACGACUGUACGAGAACAAUCGGUAUGCGAGAUACGAAAGGGGUGAUGCGUAUAGUCACUAAUUUUAAUCACGAAUUUUUAAGAUGAUCACAAAGUGCAAUCUCUUAGCCAACACACUUUUUUAUCAAAGAAAAACAUAUAAAGAAAUUGUUAUUUUUCAUAAUGAAGUAAAAUUUAAUGUAUUAAAGAUAUAUAUGUCUCCACUAGUUAUUAAACUUUUCCUAUUGACGCAAAAUUUAUUAUAUUUAAUUGAUAUUCUAUUAAUAUAUCACGAGGAAAAAAGAAGAACGGGAAACAAUUGUAUAUACUGGCUCGCAGUGAAUGCUUGCAAAUGGUUUAUAUUUUAAAGUCUUGUAUUAUUACGUUGUAAUACGCAUUCGAUCGCGAUGUUAAAGAGUGAACGCGAGUGAAAUACGAAGCGAUUUCACAUUGUUUCGAGGGGAGAGUAUUAGAUUUUCCGUUGCAAUGUUUACGUAAACUUCGGAUAUGAAAUGAAGAAUGGUGUACGUUUCAAUGUCUCUCUCUCUUUCUCUCUCUCUCUUUCUGUCUCAUCGGCAUAUGUUAUAUUUAUAAUAUUUAAAUUUCCUUGGUGCUUAUCUUACAGGAUAUAAUUUAAAUUUAAUCAUAUAUUACAUGUUAUAAGCCCUGUGAACACACUUGUUAAUUCUUUCUUUGAAAAUGCCCUGUUGUGAUACCGAAACUAAACAUGCUCUUUCUGCAUAAUAGUCCAUCUAAGGUCAUUCUGAGUGUUCCGACAUCUCAACACUUCUAUUAGCAGUCACGCAAAUGUGAUGUGAUGAAAAGCAUGAGCAGUACUUUAUAUGCAAGGUUUAUAUGUACUCUAUCCGAUCUAUUUUACCGUAACAUACAGUAUAAUAAUGCAUAGCGGAACCCAUAAGAAUAGGCAAUUUGUUAAAUGUACGUUAAGUACAUGUACGUACACUUCAAUGUAUAUUUUUAAUAUGAAGUACGUGUAAGUUAUAUCUGUGAGAGAGAAAUAAGUUGAUGUAAUAACAAAAAAAUACAGAUGUAUUCAUCUUGAUUGGCACAACUAAUGAUGGAAGUGAAUACAUUGUUAUCGAUGUCGCAGAAUAUAAUCAAGUUUAUAUCCUGUGAUCUCUGCACUGUCUGACCUGAAACGGAUUUGUCGUUUUCGAUGUCAUCGUCAUCGUUGUAGUUUGAAUGGUAAUAGAGAGAUGCGUUGUUAAUUCCGCAGAAAUAUUUCAUAUCCCAGUGACUAGCUGCAACUACGUUCUUCCGCGUGAGGUCUCUUUAUUUUUUUUUCGAGUAACUCAAAACGUUUAUCCGUUUGUUUAAAAUUGCACUGAUUUAUACAAUAAGUUAACUCACGCGAUUAAAAAAAUGACAUUUACUUACAUAUGUUGUAUAUUUUAAAUACUCUCUUUGAUUGCGCGUCGUGGAUCACGAUCAUAUAGUUGUGCCUCAAGAUUUCGACGGAUAUUCAAUACGUAAAAAUAAUGAUAAUUAUUGUAGUUAAAAACUCAGAGACUAUUGAAAUUGUUGGAACGCUGUGAACGAAAUGGACCAUCGUUAGAAGAGCCAUACACAUAAGAUAAAUGAGGUCUACGGAUGGUUAGACGUUUUAUAUUGCAAUUAUAAGUAAGAUUGUUUGGAAAAGGGCCAUUAUAAGGCUUUAGGCAAUGUUCGCAAAUAAUCGAAUUGCAAUUGCACGGCACAAGUACCAGGUCACUGUAACAAUGUAGUAAAAUAAAAUGCAAUGUAUAUGUACUAGCCACAACUGUUGUCACCACAAAUAAAUAAAAAAAUAUAUAUAUAAAUAUAUAUAUAAAUAAAUAAAAAAUAUAUAUAUACAAUUAAGUUUAAA
Messenger RNA from Odontomachus brunneus, 7040 nucleotides. It is a transcript of the gene Mef2, whose product is annotated as myocyte-specific enhancer factor 2. Gene Ontology annotation, biological process: positive regulation of transcription by RNA polymerase II; cell differentiation. The transcript is spliced from 8 exons. The record is from RefSeq and is a predicted model, not a curated record. Gene Ontology annotation, molecular function: protein dimerization activity; RNA polymerase II cis-regulatory region sequence-specific DNA binding; histone deacetylase binding. Bases 1393 to 2838 code for a protein of 481 amino acids. Lineage: Eukaryota; Metazoa; Arthropoda; Insecta; Hymenoptera; Formicidae.